CGACCACCUGGCUCACAAUUCAGAAGCAGCUGUUACUGUUCAAAGCCUGGCAUUUUCCCAGGGGAAAAGACAGGGGGAGGGAGGUAGGAAGGAACUAAGCUUUUACCUGAAAGCAUGAUUCAACUCAGGAAGGCAGGUGAAGAAACCAGAGAUUCCUCCAGCCCUAAAUCAGUAGUCACCUCUAUCCUCUCCCCCAUGGACCUCAAGACCAGAACAUACCUGCAAGCUUCAUCCGUUUUCCCAUCUAACAAGACGGAUUCUCUUGAAGGUGACUCGAGCUUUUACUGUACCAGCAAAGAGAAUCCUUUUGCAGACACCUUCUCUGAUCCUCUCUGCAAGCUCAACCUUAAGGAGACCUCAGAAUUUGUGAAGGCCUUCCCAGUGACUUCCAAGAGCGGCAGUGAUUGCAGAGGCUUCCUUGAGGUCUCAGCUCAGAGGAGGAGAGAGGGGGUGAGCUCAGUGGGGCAGAGAAGAUUGGAGACUCCUUCCACUCCUGGGAGGCCAGUCUUCAGCUUUAGUCCUGGUUACCUCUCCAGGAAAAGCAUUCCUUCCAAGUGGGAUGAUGCAGAGAAGUGGUUGAUCAAUAGCUCCUGCCAUGAAUCGCCUGCCCAUGAGUUAAAGCCAUCAGAACCAUCAAGAGUUUCCAGGCAAAAUGAUGUCUUUCUGCAGAAAGGUGAUGCCUUUUCUGGGAAGGCGAGGCUUAGCGAGGAGAAGGCCCCGAGUGCCCCUGUCUCAAACAUUUAUGGGACAGUGAUGCCUCUGGAUCCAAAUGUAGCUUUCCAUGGAGCCUCAUCCGAUGUGCUUUUGAAAGAUAAGUUUACGGACAACGUGGAACCGAUCUUCCCCAAUUUUCGGUACUCGGAGCCCACUAAAGAAAGCUUUCUUUUCUGUGAAACCAUGAAGGAUGUGGCGACUGAAGUAGUUCCUGAGGUUCGUCGGAGAGAUGCUGGAACCGAGAUGACUCCUCCAGGUAGCUCGACCACAUCGAGAUGCCAAACUCCUAUUAAGAGCUACUCACCAGCAAGACACAACACUCCAGCUAACAGGUCUGGCCCUCUGGUGCCUUGUGACACCAUCAUUAGUAUCUCUGAGCUCAAGGACUGCCACUUUGCAAAGCUCGAGCUCAGUGCUCAGUAUGAUUCCAUGGUUGCAACUUGGAGCUCGAGAGAAGAGGAGGAAGAGGAGGUGUCAAGGAGCUUAAGGCAUUGUGAUAUAAAUGAUGGUAGGAAGAGCAUUGCUGAAUCCAGAGCUUCGACAUGGGAAGAGGAGGAAAAGAACAAGAGCUGCUUCAGAUACCAGAGAGAAGAAGCAAAAAUUCAGGCCUGGGUAAACCUUCAGCGUGCUAAAGCAGAAGCAGAGUCUAGAAAGUUGGAGGUGAAGAUACAGAAGAUGAGAUCUACUUUGGAAGAGAACCUGAUGAAAAGAAUGGCAAUUGUUCAUAGGAGAGCUGAGGCAUGGAGAGCAGCAGCCCAGCUGCAGCACUCGCAGCAGUUACAAAGAGCCUCCGGGCAAGCAAAGAAGAUGAAGUCACAGCCCAGCUCUCGUUUCUCCUGCCACACCUCCUGUGGCUGUUUUCCCUGCAACAACUCCCUCUAAGGCAAACAGAGCAAACUAUUUCUUCUCUCCCAAAAGCCAGGAAGGGGACCCCUUCUUUUCCCCAGCUGUCUCCAGAGCCCAAGAAGGUAGCAAAAGGAUCCAAGUCACGACUACCGUUUAGCUUCUUUCUUGUUUUUAUUCAAUAUGUGCUUUUUAAGCCUGAUGAGGAAAACAGGAUUGAUAUAAGUUUUAGCAAUCACAACCAAAGGUGUUGCUAUUUCAACUGGCAACGA
Molecule: messenger RNA, 1829 nt
Organism: Phoenix dactylifera (date palm)
Lineage: Eukaryota; Viridiplantae; Streptophyta; Magnoliopsida; Arecales; Arecaceae
Source: RefSeq, a predicted model, not a curated record